Molecule: messenger RNA, 1962 nt
Organism: Didymodactylos carnosus
Lineage: Eukaryota; Metazoa; Rotifera; Eurotatoria; Philodinida; Philodinidae
Source: the annotation of a GenBank genome assembly
AUGCGUGAACAAAUAUCUAAGUCCACGGCUGAUAAACCAUGUGAUUUUGGUGUGAAGUAUGACGAACUAUGUCGUCAAUUUAAUUUAAUACCAUUGUCAUCUGUUAAAAUAAAACUGAAUGAAGGAGUUAUCGAUUUAGAUACGGACAAUUUAAGAUUUGACGAUUGGAGUCCAUUAUGUGGUGCUAUUGGCACUUGUAAAACGUUACGUUCAAUUAUAUUUCGUAGUCAGUUUUACAAUACACCAUCGAGAAACUUGGCAGAAGCGGAAAGGCGAAAUGUAAAGCGCUCAUUAUCAGCAUCCAAGAGACCACCAAUAUUUCAAAGCAAGGAACUUUUAGCAAAAAUUUGUUUAAAUUUAAAAGAUUGCCUAACAAUGACAACUGAACUUGUUCUACUUGAUCUAAAUGGUUUACCAUUUCGAAGAAAAGAUUUGUCUCUAAUAGCACAAGGACUUGCAAAAUGUAAAUCAAUAGUACGUUUUCGAUUAACAAAUUCUCCAAUCGGUGAUGACGGACUUGAAAUACUUUCUCGACAUUUGAAUCAAUCGCCAAAAAUUCGUGAAGUUGAUUUUUCUGCGUGUUCAUUAACAAGUCAUGGAGCGCAAAUUCUAGCAGAUUUAAUUAAACAACAAGGAUUUCGACGUCAUAAUUGUGUAUGGCAAGAAAGUUUACGGUAUCAAAAUCCAACCUUAGAUCAUAUGUCUGGAUUAAGACGUAUUACAAUAAAUCAAAAUCCACUCAUUGGUGACAAAGGAGCAGGUUAUUUAGCCGAUAUUUUAAAAGAAGAUUUAUGGAUAAAAGUGUCAACAACCGGUGCGAAAGCAUUUCUUGAAUCAACUAAAUUAAAUAGUAUUAUUCACAUUAUUGACAUUCGAAAUAAUAGUUUAGUUGAUCGAGAUACGAUAGAAAAACUUGUUGAACAAUUACUUAUCAAUUGUGGCGAUGAUCGAUGUGAGUACAAAUGGUCCAAAUUAGAUUCACCAAAGCGUCCUUCUAGCAAAAUAUCUAUUCAAAGUAUGAAUAAUGGAACCACAAUGAUAACGAAUGCAUAUGGAAAUAAUGUAAAUACGAGAAAGCCAACACCAACACCCCCACACCAAUUUUACAAAUCAUUAAAUCCAUCAAAAUUGCAGCGAAGCAAAUCAACAGGUUCGGUUUCGACUGAACCUCAUGUACCGUGGCGAUCAGCUGCAAGAGCAAGUCGAUUACCGGGUUAUCCACCAAGAGCAAAUAUAAAAUCAUUUCAUUCAUCAGAAGAGUCAAUUUAUGCUGGUGGAGAUCAUAAUUACCAUCACACACCUCGACUUCCAAUUAGAGACCAUCCAAAUGUGAAUAUUCUAUCGUAUUCUACUCGAGCUCAUAAAACUGACGAUCUUUUUCUUAAUUUUCAGACUAAAAUACAACAUUUAGAAAAUAGGUUAAAAGAAGAACGACAGGCAAGACGACAACUUGAAGAUCAACUUCAAAAGAUCCUAAUACAAAAUGGUGUUGCACAACGUCAACAAGAUCGUUUCUGUGAAGUUGUUGAAAGUACAUUUCAAAAAUUUCAGAAAUUUUUAGACUUUUUAAGAUCAAAACGAUUGGGUCAAUUAAUAACGAUGGCUGGACUUGAUGAUGCCACUGAUCCAAUGUUGUCGUUUAACGAAUUACGUGAUUCAGCAGCAACCGUGGGUCAUGAUGAGCACCAUCAAACAUUCUAUAAUAGUCACGUUUCACACACUGAUACAAAAUCUCAGUCAAAAAUAAAUGAGAAUUUGGUGAGUCAAAAUAGUGAAAAUGAUCAAAAUCAUCGAACUCAAUUGUCAAAUAUUUUGAAUGAACAGCAAAAUCGAACUCGAGCUAUUAAUACAACUAUACCUAAACAAGAACGAGCGAUAUCUUCAGAUAACAAUAACAAACAUCUUUUAUCUCAAGUAUCUUCGCCGUCAACUAUCGAUGAUGAAAAUAUUGAUGGUGAUUAA